CUCAUCAUGUCGACCAACGGGUACCUCGUGCCGCCAAGCAAAGACCCCUCGAAGGAGGAGCUGUGGAAUGAGACGUGGAAGAGGAUUGACCGGUUCCUGCCGAAUCUGAGGGCGGAUCUCGCACUGGAGGAGGAGGAGCCUGUGGUAGAGGCAACGGCGACGGCUACAGCACCGGCGGAAGAAGCAGGGGGUACGGCAGUACCAGCGGAGGCACCAUGAAACGGUGUGUAAUUGUGCUCUGAGCAUGUCUAUCUAUCCGCUCAGGGCAGCACUUGCUAUAAACUUGGCUGGGAUGGAUAUUCCCGGACCAUCAAGCGCGCCAGAGCCGAAUAGGAUUAUCGGUUCAGAUGUGUACAC
Messenger RNA from Thermothelomyces thermophilus ATCC 42464, 357 nucleotides. RefSeq lists its product as uncharacterized. The transcript has a single exon. NCBI's taxonomy places the organism in Eukaryota, Fungi, Ascomycota, Sordariomycetes, Sordariales, Chaetomiaceae. The coding region runs from base 7 to 219 and encodes 70 amino acids. The record is from RefSeq and is a predicted model, not a curated record.